Molecule: messenger RNA, 1095 nt
Organism: Aspergillus alliaceus
Lineage: Eukaryota; Fungi; Ascomycota; Eurotiomycetes; Eurotiales; Aspergillaceae
Product: SET domain-containing protein
Exons: 2
Coding region: 1-1095 (364 amino acids)
Molecular function (GO): protein binding
Source: RefSeq, a predicted model, not a curated record
AUGCAUUCACCCAUAGCAACGGAGCGAUUACACGCUACAACAGACCACUUUCUCAGACCGGAUCAAAAUCUUAAUAAUUCUCAAGAGUCAUGGAUCCAUGCUCAUUUAACGCAGAGCGAAGACCCGAUUAAAGGCCGCCAACUCCGAGUCUCUCAACCCGUCCAAAAAGGCGAACUGCUCCUUGUUGACCGGCCCUAUGCCCUAAUUCCCGUUGUCGAUAGUCCAGACCAAAGCGAAGAUAUUCGAUGUAGCAAUCCCGCUUGUCAUAGACGUGUUGCCCGGACCGUAGAGCGGGUAUCUUGCCCGAACCGAUGCUCGGCCGAUGUGGUCUGGUGUAACUCCUCGUGUCGGGAAGCCGAUAAAGCCCGCCACGAGUUUGAAUGUACCUGGCUAAAGAAAUUCGCUUCCUCAAUACGCUCAAAAUGGGGCGAGUACGAUUAUGGUAUGCUGUGGUUAAUCGUGCGCAUUCUUGCCAGCAGACAUGUGCAAGUUCAACAAAAUACGAUGUCAAAUUGCGAGGACCGCUUGGGCCAAUCAACUUUCAAUCCUUUUAAGUCGGGUUGGAAUGCUAUUUGGUCAUUCUGCGGCUCACAAGAGAGCUGGUCUCAUUCGCAGGUGCGACAUUGGACCUUGUUAGUUAAGAAAUACUUGGGUAAUAGCCCAUCCUUGCCACAUGGGUUGAAGCCGAACGAUGUCCUUGCCUUGAUUUGCCGAGAAGAAGCAAACUCGUUCGGUCUCUACCCUAGGGAAACAGGGGUAUUCCCUUGCCCCGAUCGUUUGGUUGACCGGGGCGAACAGUUCGGGGCAGGAGUGUAUCCGACAGCUGCUAUAGCCAAUCACUCAUGCUGUCCGAAUAUUAUCCAUAAACCAGACGACCAAGGUCGGAUGGUUUUCAUUGCGUCGAAGGACAUAGCGCCUGGUGAGGAGUGUUGUAUAUCAUACUUCGAUCUAACGAGGUUUGUCGACCUCAAAAUUCGACGAGAGCACCUGCAAGCGUCUUUCCGCUUCCUGUGUAAGUGUGAAAGGUGCAUAUCGGAAGAACCUCCUGCAGAGAAGUUGGAAUGGGGCGUGUUUCCUUCGACGGACGACUUUUAG